AUGUCUUCGCGAAUGCAAUGUACACGAACCGGAAUAUCGGAUAUGGCUAGAACAGCACAAGAAGGUGAAGUCAAAAGAGCUGCGACAUUAAAAAUGUCAGCUGAGGCUCGUCUUUUGCGUCAUCAGGAAUUGGAACGUCAACGAAAGCAGGAGGAGGAUGAGCUUACUGACGACUCCUGUCAUGCUAGAGCCCACAAUGGUUCUCAGACGCCUUCAUCGCGAUACAGCAGUCGCCACUCGUCAAUCGAGCCAUCUUACGCCACAAGUACGUACAGCAAUGACCCACGAGAGUUAAAACGCCUGCUCAUGCAGUUGGAGGAGAAGUACAGGGAGGUUCUGGUGAUUAAUGCUCAGCUGGACUGUGAAAAACAAUUUCUUACUUAUUCCGUGGACUUGCUGAAGGAUAAAUUAGAGGACGUCACCGAAUCAAAUCAGUACAACCAAAAAUGUGUUGCGGACAAGAAGAAGGAGCUGGCGUAUCAGCGGAUGCAAGUGUUGGAACUGAACCAUCAGCUGGAGGUGGCCCAACAUCAGAUAGCAAUUCGUGAUGAGCUGAUCACGGAGCGUGGUCUUGUGCUUGUGAACGCUGACGGCAGCCAGAGUGUCGGCGUGGCCAACGGUGAUACCAGCCGUCCUCUCCUCAACGGCACAAAUAACACAACAGAUCACCUUGGAAACGUCACCGAUGCUGUUCAGCCAUCGACUUCCGCGACAACUUCCUCCUACGCCAUCCUCUCCAAGUCUAAUGCGGAAGCCCUAAAAUUGAUUAGCGGAUCUGAUAUCGACUCAAAGCUGGCGACCUUGCUGGAGGAGAGGGCCAAGGACAAGGAGCGGAUCGAGGUGCUGAAGUCGCACCUCGCCGAGGAGCGCGAACGGGUGGAACUCGUGCAAAAGCUGGACACUCGCGCCAAAGGCGGCGAUCCAGAAAACUUGCGUCAUGCUGUGCAAACUGCUCGCUCUCAAGCUCAAGAUUACAAAUUUAGAUUGGAACAAGCCAACCAGAAAAUCACUGGUCUAGAGGGUGAUAUUAUCCGGUUAGAAGGACAGGUAAAGCGGUUCAAGACAAUCGCCGAAAACGCUGAGGCACAAGAAGAUCAACUGAAACAGGAACGGAGGAAAAUUCAUCGUGAGCUUCGAGAGGCUCUUUCCACAAUUGAUGAUCUUAAGUCUGAGAACACAACACUACAGCGGAAAAUCGAUAAGCUGUCUAGGGGGAUGCCAGGCGCAGCAAGUGGCUCUAGCCUUCGCUCCUACCGAGGUUCCUCUCAAGCCCGGUAG
Mesocestoides corti is the source of this 1278-nucleotide messenger RNA. Lineage: Eukaryota; Metazoa; Platyhelminthes; Cestoda; Cyclophyllidea; Mesocestoididae. The record is from the annotation of a GenBank genome assembly.